AUGGUUACCACUUCGUGUGCUGGACAGUCAAGGAUUGUCUAUUCAACUUGUGUUGCCAUGGCAUAUUGUGUUGGACAUCUGGUCAGCGCGAUAGUCAUCGUCAACUCGACCGCUAAUCUGUCAGGCCCAGAGUGGAUGUCAUUGAAGCCACUUGAGUUCAGAACCAUACCAAAACGAGCCCAGAAACGCUUUCACUACUACACAACGGGCUUCGGCCAGAUCCGUUAUGAGUCUACCUAUCAGACCCAGAUUCCCGAUGAAGCGGGGUCAGGCCUGGUUUGGUCUUUUCUGACGCAGCCAGACAUAGCCUAA
Protopolystoma xenopodis is the source of this 312-nucleotide messenger RNA. NCBI's taxonomy places the organism in Eukaryota, Metazoa, Platyhelminthes, Monogenea, Polystomatidea, Polystomatidae. The record is from the annotation of a GenBank genome assembly.